AUGGACAGAGAAGAACUUCUUAGUGGAGGCCUCUUUAAUGACACUGUCCCAAUAGGUGGACCUCACCGAACUUCGAUCACUCCAAGGAUAAACGUGGGAAAAAAUGAGAUGGAGCACGAUCCGCCUAUUCAGGUCGUUUUGUCUGAUGCAACAAGUGUUGAAGAUACGACAUGCCUACCUCAAUUUCGUAGCAAGGAAUUUUCGGUGCAGAGGACUCAUGAAGAAUUUGUCUGGCUUCACAAUCAGCUCGAAGAUAAUAUAUCGUAUGCUGGUGUUAUCUUGCCUCCUUGUCCUCCGAGACCAGAUUUUGAUGCCUCUCGAGCCAAAUUGCAACGGCUGGCCGAAGGAGAUGGAAAUAUGACAAAGGAAGAUUUGCAAAAGAUGAAAGCGGAACUUGAAGCGUAG
Messenger RNA from Protopolystoma xenopodis, 405 nucleotides. The record is from the annotation of a GenBank genome assembly. Lineage: Eukaryota; Metazoa; Platyhelminthes; Monogenea; Polystomatidea; Polystomatidae.